This is a messenger RNA of Closterium sp. Yama58-4, 1701 nucleotides long. The record is from the annotation of a GenBank genome assembly. Lineage: Eukaryota; Viridiplantae; Streptophyta; Zygnematophyceae; Desmidiales; Closteriaceae.
AUGGCUACGUUUCGUGCGCUGAAUGCGGGGAGCAGACGCGGACGAGGCCGGGAUGCGUCCCGCGCCACCAAUUUGCCCCAUGCGGGGGAUAGCGGUAGCGGGAACGUAGCGCCGACGAGUUCGCUAGCGGCGGAUACGGAGAAGCUGUACUUUGAUAGCUACGCGAACCUAGGGAUUCACCAGGAGAUGAUCCAGGACGAGGUGCGCACGUGCGCGUACCGUGACGCGCUGAUGCGGCACGCGGAUCGGAUCCGCGGGAAGGUGGUGGUGGACGUGGGGUGCGGCACCGGCAUCCUCAGCAUCUUCGCCGCGCGCGCGGGCGCGAGGAAGGUGUACGCAAUAGACGCCAGUGACAUUGCCAUUCAUGCACAGCAGGUGGUGCAGGCCAACGGGCUGGCUGACGUCAUCACCGUCCUGCACAAGAGAGUGGAGGAGGUGGAGUUAGAGGAGAGGGCGGAUGUGCUGGUAUCGGAGUGGAUGGGCUACAUGCUGCUCUACGAGACCAUGCUGCCUGCAGUGAUAACGGCCAGGGACCGCCUGUUGAAGCCAGGAGGGCUCAUCCUGCCAUCGCAUGCCACCCUGUUCAUAGCGCCGGUGUCGUGUGAGGACCGCUUUCAGGACGGCACAGCCUUCUGGAGCGACGUGCACGGCAUCGACAUGACAGCGCUGGUACCCUUGGCAAAGCGGUGCUAUUUCUCAGACCCCUGUGUGGAGAACAUUACAGCAGAGCACGUUCUAGGGGAGCCCUCUGUGGUGAGAUGCAGGGAGAGGGGUGGACAAGGGGGAAAGACAGGGAGGACAGACAGUGGUGGGGCGGACAGACAGGGAGGGGCGGACAGACAGGGAGGGGCGGACAGACAGGGAGGGGCGGACAGACAGGGAGGGGCGGACAGACAGGGAGGGGCGGACAGACAGGGAGGGGCGGACAGACAGGGAGGGGCGGACAGACAGGGAGGGGCGGACAGACAGGGAGGGGCGGACAGACAGGGAGGGGCGGACAGACAGGGAGGGGCGGACAGACAGGGAGGGGCGGACAGACAGGGAGGGGCGGACAGACAGGGAGGGGCGGACAGACAGGGAGGGGCGGACAGACAGGGAGGGGCGGACAGACAGGGAGGGGCGGACAGACAGGGAGGGGCGGACAGACAGGGAGGGGCGGACAGACAGGGAGGGGCGGACAGACAGGGAGGGGCGGACAGACAGGGAGGGGCGGACAGACAGGGAGGGGCGGACAGACAGGGAGGGGCGGACAGACAGGGAGGGGCGGACAGACAGGGAGGGGCGGACAGACAGGGAGGGGCGGACAGACAGGGAGGGGCGGACAGACAGGGAGGGGCGGACAGACAGGGAGGGGCGGACAGACAGGGAGGGGCGGACAGACAGGGAGGGGCGGACAGACAGGGAGGGGCGGACAGACAGGGAGGGGCGGACAGACAGGGAGGGGCGGACAGACAGGGAGGGGCGGACAGACAGGGAGGGGCGGACAGACAGGGAGGGGCGGACAGACAGGGAGGGGCGGACAGACAGGGAGGGGCGGACAGACAGGGAGGGGCGGACAGACAGGGAGGGGCGGACAGACAGGGAGGGGCGGACAGACAGGGAGGGGCGGACAGACAGGGAGGGGCGGACAGACAGGGAGGGGCGGACAGACAGGGAGGGGCGGACAGACAGGGAGGGGCGGACAGACAGGGAGGGGAAUGA